Punica granatum (pomegranate) is the source of this 1334-nucleotide messenger RNA. Lineage: Eukaryota; Viridiplantae; Streptophyta; Magnoliopsida; Myrtales; Lythraceae. The record is from RefSeq and is a predicted model, not a curated record.
AAUCCUCUCUCUCCCCACUUUCCUCUUUUCCCCAAUCUUUCCCCCCAUCUCUCUCUAACUUUCUCUCUCUAAAACCUCCAUUGCUGAAGCUCAGUUUCAACUAGCAGUGGCCAUAGCUCAGCUCCGGCUUUGCCCGAUUCGGCUCCACUUCUCAAUUUCUUAACACUUAAUCAAUUAAUUAUCUAUUAAGUGUUAUGUAUCCAUCCUCCUCGUCUUCCUCAUCACACAACUCCAUUCCCUCCUCCUCCGGCGGCGGCCUCACCCGCUACGUCUCCGCCCCGGGGUCCCUCCUCACCACCGCUGUCGACUCCGUCAUCAGCGGCGCCCACCGCGACUUCGCUUCCCCCCACCAUGCUCCCCCGCACCCUCACCCGCAACUCCAGAGGCCGCCACCCGCGCCCUCCCCGUUCGGCCAGUACUACUUCUCGGCGGAUUUCGGAAUAGACUCUUGGGAGAACGCCAAUUCAAUCGUUUUUUCAGCACCACCAGGCAAGCGAGCUAAGAAUAUCGACGGAGAUAGUUACAGCUUUCAGCCGCUGGAAACUCAGUUUAGCUUGCCACAGACAACUCUUGAGAUGGCCACGGUAGAGAAGUUGCUUCAAAUCCCCGAAGACUCUGUGCCAUGCAAAAUUCGGGCCAAGCGUGGCUGUGCAACUCAUCCACGGAGUAUUGCUGAAAGGGAAAGGAGGACCAGAAUAAGUGGUAGGCUGAAGAAGCUACAGGAGCUUGUCCCUAACAUGGAUAAGCAAACGAGCUACUCAGACAUGCUGGAUCUGGCGGUGCAGCAUAUUAGAACCCUUCAAACUCAAGUUCAGAAGCUUCGACAAGAGCUCGACAACUGCACUUGUGGAUGCACACAGAGCUCAUAGCGAUGGCCUUUUCGGGAACUAUUUGGACGGUUGUGAAGUAGAAGCUUCCGGGGCUACUUCUUGUUGUAACCUAGCAAACUUGACAAAUCUUUGUUUUCCGGUUAUGUGCUCUUUCGUUUUUCCGGAUUAGGCCAAAUAAUGCAGGAUAGAACCCGCAUACUGUAUAUAUCUAAAAGCUGAAAUGUGGCAUUUUGCAGUCGUAGGGGGUGAGGAAAGUUGAGCUGAUCUGUCUGAUCUCUUUCAUUUUAAGGGAAAUAUGUAAUGGAGUUUGGCUUGACUUUAUUGUGAUUUUUUCCUUUUGUAGUUUGAUUAAACUUUUGUAGCCCUUUUGUAUACUCUCCCCCCUCGUCUACCCUUUAACAUUUUGUUUCACUAAAGGAAAUAUUGGCAGCUAGUCAUGUAACCUGCGCAGUGCAGGCGUUUACAAUUUUCUAUUUUUCAUCAAUAUAAUAUGUAGUAAAUUUU